CCAAUGGGAGCGGGCGGUGUUGGGGUGUGCGGUGCUGAGAGCGCGGUCGGGCUGUUCUGGGUCGUGAGGGGAAACCGGUCCCGGUGCGGUUCGGGGAGUUCUCGGUGCUCGCAGGGACCGGCUCCGCCUCGGCUGAGCCCCCCCGGGUGCUCUCUGGGACUCGCUCCGGCUUCGCUAAUUCCUCAGUGCGUGCGGGGACCGACCCGAUCUCUGUGAGCUCCCGGCUGCCCUCAAGGACCGGCCCGGCUCGGCUCGCUGCGUCCCCGGUGCCUGCAGGGCCCGGCUCUCGGUGCCCGGCAUGGGGCUGCUGACCCAGCUAGUCCGCGGGCUGGUGCGCGGCGCCGACCGCUUGUCGCCGUUCACCAGCAAGCGCGGCCCCCGGAGCUACAACAAGGGCCGCGGGGCCAAGAAGCUGGGCGUGCUCACCCGCAACAAGAAGUUCCUCCUCGUCAAGGAGAUGGUGCCCGAGUUCGUCGUGCCCGACCUGACGGGUUUCAAGCUGCGGCCCUACGUGUCGUACCGCGCCCCCGAGGGCUCCGAGCCGCCCAUGACGGCCAAGCAGCUCUUCGAUGAGCUGGUGGCUCCGCGAAUCGAGAAGGACGUGAAGGACGGCAAAUUCGACCCCAAUAACCUGGAGAAGUACGGCUUCGAGCCCACACAGGACGGGAAGCUCUUCCAGCUCUUCCCCAAGAACUACGUGCGGUAGGGAGCGAGCAGUGGUACCGCCGGCCAGCACUGGACAGGCUCUGCCACUGAACAUUAAAGUAAAUCCUUCUA
This is a messenger RNA of Poecile atricapillus (Black-capped chickadee), 777 nucleotides long. It is a transcript of the gene MRPL41, whose product is annotated as mitochondrial ribosomal protein L41. Gene Ontology annotation, molecular function: structural constituent of ribosome. Gene Ontology annotation, biological process: translation. The transcript has a single exon. Bases 299 to 706 code for a protein of 135 amino acids. The record is from RefSeq and is a predicted model, not a curated record. NCBI's taxonomy places the organism in Eukaryota, Metazoa, Chordata, Aves, Passeriformes, Paridae. Gene Ontology annotation, cellular component: mitochondrial large ribosomal subunit.